Anneissia japonica is the source of this 3320-nucleotide messenger RNA. RefSeq names its product trophoblast glycoprotein-like. NCBI's taxonomy places the organism in Eukaryota, Metazoa, Echinodermata, Crinoidea, Comatulida, Comatulidae. Gene Ontology annotation, molecular function: protein binding. The coding region runs from base 62 to 1204 and encodes 380 amino acids. The record is from RefSeq and is a predicted model, not a curated record. Gene Ontology annotation, biological process: negative regulation of canonical Wnt signaling pathway. The transcript has 3 exons. Gene Ontology annotation, cellular component: plasma membrane.
AAAUUAAUACAAUUAUAUUUGCAGCAAUCUACCGUAAGGAAGCACUGCUGAAGACUUCACGAUGAUGCGUUUACUUCUCCUGUUAACUAUCCCUUGUUCCCUUGCACUAAACUGUAAAUCCUCUCACCAUGACAGUUGGUGUAAAUGUACUGAUUUAGAUGGUGAUUUGUUAAAGAUAGUGUGCACUGGUGAAUAUGGACUACCAAAAUUGAUACCAGACAAUACUGCUGAACUGCAUAUAACAGACAGUAAUAUCACAUAUCUUACAGCAAAUUUUUUAAAAAAGGAAAUGCCACAAUUGAAGGUGUUAAAUUUGACUGGGAAUGAACUGAUGUACAUAGACCCAAGUGCUUUCAACCACAAUGAUUUUAAAGUGCUAGAACAGCUUAUAUUAGACAAUAACAAACUUGUUCUAAGUGGAAGAAAACUCAUCAGUAGCUUGAAUAGAUUAAAGAUUUUGAGUAUGAAAAACGCAUUUUUUAAUGGCACAUAUGCUAGUCUCAUCGGUACGGCUCUCAUGCACUCGCAUACUUUAUUACUUGAAUCUAUAAUUCUUGAUGAUAAUGACCUUAGUGGGGGGCUAGAUGUCACAACGUUUAACUUCAGUUUAUACGGUAAAGAGAGUAAGAGUCACAUCACCACGAUAUCUCUGCGCAAUACAUCUCUAAUCUUGUUUUUUGGGGGAACGUUAAAUAAAACACAUUUGCCAAAUUUGGUUUUUGUUGACCUGAGCAAGAACAAGCUGCAAACGAUCCGCCAAGACAUUAUCGAUGAUCUCGAAAAUUUCAUAAAUCUCACAGUGGAUUUCACUGGAAACCCAUUUGUGUGUAACUGUGAAUUAUAUGACUUUGUUACAUGGUUAAAUGAAAGCAAUUCUGUUAGCAUUGUCAACAAAGAAGAAUAUGUGUGUAGUAAUGACUCGCUUAAGAAGAUCAGGGGGCGGAAUUUGGUAGACUUGAACCCCAAAGAGGAUCUGAAGGAUAAAUGCAUAGACAUUGUGGUGAAUAAAGACUCCACUUCCUACAUCGCCUUGAGUGUUAUGCUUGGCGUAGUAGGCUUGCUAGCAGUAAUCAUCUUAUAUUUACGGCGGGGAGAAUGUUUCAGAUUUUUCCAGGGCAUGUUUGAUGUAGCACAUAGUGACAAAGGAGGUUACACAGAUAUGGAUAAUUCAUACUUACCCGAAACACCCACUGUUGAUGUAUAAACUAUAUUUUUUGCAGUCUAUCGCAAGGAAGUAUUGCUGAAGACUUCACGAUGCUGUGUUUACUUCUCCUGUUAACUAUCCCUUGUUCCGUUGCACUGAACUGUAAAUCCUCUCACCAUGACAGUUGGUGUACAUGUACUGAUUUAGACGGUGAUUUGUUAAAGAUAGUGUGCACUGGUGAAUAUGGACUACCAAAAUUGAUACCAGACAAUACUGCUGAACUGCAUAUAACAGACAGUAAUAUCACAAAUCUAACAGCAAAUUUUUUAAAUAAGGAAAUGCCAAAAUUGAAGGUGUUAAAUUUGACUGGGAAUGAAUUGAUGUACAUAGAUCCAAGUGCUUUCAACCAUAAAGAUUUUAAAGUGGUAGAACAGCUUAUAUUAGACAAUAACAAACUUGUUUUAAGUGGAAGAAAACUCAUCAGUAGCUUGAAUAGAUUAAAGAUUUUGAGUAUGAAAAACGCAUUUUUUAGCGGCGCAUAUGCUAGUCGCAUCGGUACGGCUCUCAGGCACUCGCAUACUUCUUUGCUUGAAUCUAUAAUUCUCGAUGAUAAUGACCUUAGUGGUGGGCUAGAUGUCACAACGUUUAACUUUAGUUUAUACGGUAAAGAGAGUAAGACGAGCAUCACCACGAUAUCUUUGCGCAACACAUCUCUAAUCUUGUUUUUUGGGGGGACGUUAAAUGUGACACAUUUACCAAACUUAGUUUUUGUUGACCUGAGCAGAAACAAGCUGCAAACGAUAAGCCAAGACAUUAUCGAUGAUCUCGAAAAUUUCAUAAAUCUCACAGUGGAUUUCACUGGAAACCCAUUUGUGUGUAACUGUCACUUAUAUGACUUUGUUACAUGGUUAAAUGAAAGCAAUUUUGUUAGCAUUGUCAACAAAGAAGAAUAUUUGUGCAGCAAUGACUCGCUUAAGAAGAUCUUUGGACGCAAGUUGGUAGACUUGAACCCCAAAGAGGAUCUGAAGGGAAAAUGCGAAGACACUGAGGAGAAAAUCUCAACUUCCUACAUUGCCUUGAGUAUAGUGUUUGGUAUAGUAGGCUUGCUUGCAAUGAUAAUCUUAUAUUUACGGCGAGGAGAAUGUAUAGGAUUUUUCCAGCGCAUGUUUGAUGGAGCACACGAAACGCUUAGUGACAAAGGAGGUUACACAGAUAUGGAUAAUCCAUAUUUACCCGACACACCGGCAGUUGAUGUAUAACAGCUCUACAGGUAUUUUUUGAUCUAACAAGAAAGAUAACUUAAAGAAGAUGAGAAAAAUCUGACCCAUGGAUCAGGAGGAUAUUCACACCAACUGAUAGUAAAACAGGAACUUUGUACAGUAGUAUUUAUUUUCUGAGAUUUGCGAAGGUGAAUGUAGGAAUUUUUGCAUUUUUUCGGUAUUUUCAGUAGUUUUUAUAUCAAUAUUCUUAUUGCUAUUUAAAAUUUUAGGUCCUUGACAUCCUUCUGCCGUGGUUUUAAUAAAUAUUUUAGUAGCCUUGCCUUCAGUAUUAUUAUUCAAUAUUUAGUAUUUAAAUCUGUUCAUCUCUUACAGAGAGUAAAUAGCUUCAUCUUGAUCAGUUGUAUGUGAGAGUAUGUAAAUUAGCUGUAUAUUGUACUGGUCACAGUUUGGAAAAUUAGAGUAAAAAAAAAUAAAAAAAAUAAAAAUAUUUGUAAGUUUAGUAUACUGUGCAUUAAAGCUAAAUUAUCUAUGAUAAUUAAUAAAAUAAUGACAGAUAGUUUCUAUGGUAUCAACAGUAGACUUGUCAGUAUCACUGUGCAGUAUUUACACACAAAACUGAUUUCUAAAACCAUACUCCAAAUAAGGACAUGCAAACAGUUACGAUUCAAUAUUCUGAUCUUAAUAAUAGAUGAUCAUUAGGAAUGAUGAUUUCAAUCAUAAUGACUUGUCUGUCCUUAUUUAGAGUAUAUUUUAAACAUGGUUAUCUUAUCAUUGGACCUAAUUGUUUUUGAUAUCUAAAAUUAUUAUACAGUAAAUUAAUUUAAAGAAAUAAUCAUAACUGCUGAAUUUGUACAGUAAUUUAGUUACUUUAAAAUGUUUGAUACAAUGUGUGCCAAAAUAAUAUGGACAAAUGGUGCAUUAUUUGUAUAGUUGCCAGACUGUACAAUAUUAGAUUU